AUGCCUCCCAGAGCUGAAGUUGCGGGUGCUGCUAACGGGAAUGCAAAGAAGCAGAAAGCCGCACGCAAUAGGGGAUCACAUGAACGCCUAACGGGACUGUAUGAAGAUUUCGAUGAUGCCCAGAAAGAAGCUGCAAAGGAAAUCGGUAUGCAGGCAUUGAUGAACAUUCAGUGCACUAACUUAAAUAACCCCAUGUGUGACUGGUUUGCGAGGUUAUACCAUCCGGACAAGAGGGAAUUUGUCAUACCAGGACGUGGUAGGAUUCCACUUGAUGAGGAAUCUGUUUUCAAUACACUUGGUGUCCCCAAUGGCGGCAUGGAUGUCCCAUACAAGAUCGAUACGGAAGUGCAAUCACGUCUUUUUCCUGAGAUGUUCCCUGGUCUUACAUCCCUCCCGGUGAACUCUGCUUUCGCGAACAUGCUUGCUGCGAUGGAAGCUGCUUAUCUCAUGUAUGUCGAUAAGCUUGACAUCAACACUGUCAAACUUAACCCGGUUGGUGGACUGCCUGCACCUCACAGAUUUGCUGCGUGUGCUUGGACUGAUGCUGCAAUCAAGGCUGUUCUCGCUGCGGACAGGAAGCCCGAUGGGACAUUUGGCAAGCUACAGGGUUUGGGCGGUCGUUCUGGUACUCAAGCCUCGAAAAGGGUUAGGGAAGCACAAGAUGCCGACCUACAAGCUGCUUCUAAAAGGACAAAGUUGGACCCCGUUGCUGCUAGAAAGCGGGAGGCAACCGCUGGCGGAAGAGUAACCACCGAGAAAAUCGCCCAACAGCCUCCCAGAUCUUCUGCUCGUGCAGGCAAGGCUCAGAUGACUAUACGUUCAUCUCCUCGCUUCGUGUCCUCCAACACGGGAGAUUCGGUUGUCCUUGAGGACAUGAGGGGUGUGGCUAAAAGGCUAAAGAAGAGAAGCAAUGUGUCUGCUCAUACGACUAAACAUUCCAAGAAAGACCCCUUGCAGCGCAUGCAUGCUAAGCUUGCUUCAUCUGACAAUGUGGACUUUGUUAAAGCAUCUGCUGCCACUAGUUCUCAUGCAGCAGCCAAGUUGUUGUCAUCUGUUGUUGCUGUGUUGACCGGCAAUGAAGGUGCAACAUCAGGGGGCUCUAAUGAAUUGAUCUCCCCAAGAUCAGCUGACGUUGCGCCGGCAUUGGUAUCGAUGAGGCAAGGGCUCGAAGGUAGCCCACUACUGUCUGAUCUUCCACACCAACCACACCAGCCUAAGGUGAAUGCACCAAACUCCACUGUUGAUACGUCUGACAAACCUUAGUCAGUAGGUAAAGAUUGCACAAGUUUGGCUGCCUCAAUUGCUGUUCAAAACAAGGGUCCGGCAGUCACGCAACAAGGACAUCAGGCUGGCCCGCAUGAUCGUGCUGCUCAUACGCACACUGUUUCCAAAGCUGCUCCACACGUUGCUGACAAGAAAUCAGCUAAACAGGCAGUCGGUACCAGGAAGAGCACUCGGAACAAAGCUGAUCAGCCAGGCAACGUGCAUCGUCAGGACAUAGGGUAUGUGUCUGCGUCAACCUUCUUCCCGCCUGCCCCCAGGGCAAGAUCGUCGAUCUAGUUCAGACAAAUGUACUUGGAGGUGGAAGGUCCAGGAACCGAUAGUCCCUCAGAAAGAAAAGAUUCAUCCAAAUCCAACGCUCAAGCACACACGUGUCCCACUAGAUAUGGGGGUCCCUUACACUCCAAGAGUUAACCAUCAGUGAAAGGGACAACCAAGAAGGUGCCUAUCGAUAUUCCGGACAUGACUCCGCGCCCCACUUCCAAUCCUAAGGAUGCUGGAUCAGUUGACAAGGACGUCUUUGUUGAUCUGUCUCCGUUGGCAGCGUCUCUUGGUGUGACCGAGAAGCAGAAUGAGCGCGAGUUCAGGCACCCUAUUGUUUUCACGCCACCACCGUUCAGCCUCGAAAUUGAUUUGAGCCAGCCAAUUGAGCCUGUUGAUGCUAUCCCAGUGUCUUAUGCAUUCCCGUCACAACCGGAGCAGAUGAUGGCGCAGCCAAUUGUUGAUGGCAGAAAGGCUGUCAAAUUUGCCGAGCCUAUUGUUCAAGGAUCACCUAUGGAGAUAUCAUCAUCAAUGGAUGAAGCCCUAUGCAAGAUGGAGCAGGAUGUGCUCCUCCAGAAAAAAAUGCAGCCAAAAGCCCCUUCUAGCUCACCUGUCGCACACGCUACCACUUCUGUAGAUGUGCAGAGCAGCGCCACCCCAGGUUCUGUGCGGCAGGCAAGGGUUGUGCAACCCCCCCGGAAGUGGACUAUGAACCUCCAAUAAAGGCCACAAAGCAACAACAAGCACUUUACGAAAUCAUUAGGCGUUUUGGAAAUGCGUGAAGCAAUAGCAAGCAUAUGAAUGCAAUCAGAGAGUAAGUUUCUGCUCAUCCUCCACUUCUUGUGUAGCGACCCGACCUUAAACGGUCAAGUCUCUGUGCUUCAGUGUCAUUCCUGGAUCGGUAAUGCUGACACACAGUAUUCGAAGGAUUUAUAACAGAGUAGCAAUCACACACUUAUUACA
Molecule: messenger RNA, 2505 nt
Organism: Triticum urartu
Lineage: Eukaryota; Viridiplantae; Streptophyta; Magnoliopsida; Poales; Poaceae
Source: RefSeq, a predicted model, not a curated record